This is a messenger RNA of Ectocarpus sp. CCAP 1310/34, 1681 nucleotides long. NCBI's taxonomy places the organism in Eukaryota, Phaeophyceae, Ectocarpales, Ectocarpaceae. The record is from the annotation of a GenBank genome assembly.
ACUCUACAUGAACCUUAAACCAAUACGAAGUACAACAACAUAUGUAGGACUUAUUUCGACUGUCAUUUACAUCGUAAAAGUAUCUCCUCUUCAACUUACCAAUGACAAUCCUGAUGGUAUCCUAUAUGCGUUCGUAAGCUUGCUAAAAUACUACUGCGUUGAUGUCCGCUUGUAAAAGCUGAAAUCCAACAAAUGCUUUGAUCCAUGCUACAUCUCCGUGUUGGAAAAGCCCUUUCAUCUCCGUUCAUGAUAACAUCUUACCCUAUUCUACGCAAAUCUGUCACAUCUACUCUCAAACAAGACGCCAACUUCAAACGAAAACGCGUUCUACGAUGCGUCUACACUCCAUCCCCAUAUCAUUGGCGUUGACUGGUCCGAGGUCGAUCUUGUUCGCCUGUUUUCGGCGUCUUGACGCCCGCGCAAUGCGAGCUUGUACCUCUGCACUCGCCGAGAUAUGGCCACCUGUGUAGCCACCGAAACGGUCUGAAGAAGUCGUUCCUUGAAGACUCCUUUCAGAGCCAUCGUUCCUCCGUCCCUUCCUCGCACGGCAUGUGUCGCAAGUUCAUCGAUGAACUCGUAACCCUCCUGUCUACUUCAAGGGGGCGUAGCCCGCCAGCGGCAGUAGAAAACGGCGGUCGCCGGCAUUAACCCCUUUGGGUCUACCUCUUUUUUGGAGGAGAGAGUGCGGGGAGAGACAGAAGUACAGCAGAGAGAAGACGAGUGUACUUAUGUAGACGCAACAGCUAUCUCCACCCAUAGGCCAUGAGCUGCCCGCGACAGGACGGUGGACACAGACAGGAUCAAAGAAGGGUUGAUGCGUGGUCGCGGUGCGGCCAGUAGCGCAGUUUAGGCUUGUAGACCUCGAAAAGAUCAGUCGUCAAGCCGCCUGAACUACUCUGUUUUCAGUAUCUUCAAAUGAUCAGUGAAAAUGAUCAGUGAGAGGGCUCGUAGACCCAUAGCUGGUUCUUGUACUUCUGUACUUCUCUGUCCCCUCCCCAAUGUGAGCCCUGCCGGCUCACUACAGCUCCUGUGAUUUUCCCAAAAUUCCCACAAGCACGCAAGCACACACCAGCACACACCUACCUUUGCAUCAGUGGCUCUCCAGGUUCGGGCGAGGGUAUGUGUGGGGCUAUGCUGAUAGUGUAUGUGUUACUACCUACUCUGCUGUUUAGUUGGACUCGUCUGUACGGCUGCUGCUGUGCAGAAUAGCCGCUGACAUGAUGACUGUGCUGGAUCUUGGGAGUGUACAACUUUCGAAUUUGGAGGAUAUGCAGCAUACCACGAUAUCCUGGCCUGUUUGGGCUUGAAGUGCCCCUUUUCGCUGUCCUCCUGCCUUUGCUUAAGUGGCUUCCUAGAUUCGGGCGAGGGCAUGUGUGUGAAGCUAUUGAUGUGUGUCUCUGUGAAAGGAUAUGGGGAGACAUUCAUGGUGGUAUUCGCAUUUAGAGCAGUGUGCAUUAUUCUAAUUUUGACCGUUCCAGGAACCUCGAUAUUUCCCGCUGGCACUUACGUAUUUUCAUUGGCCACCGGGUAGCGCGGUCGAUGCGAAUAAAAAAGAAACACCUACCUAUUGACUUACCAACACCUGGCGUGGAGGGAUACAGGGCGGCAACUCCAUGGCAUGCCACAACACCAGCAUUUACAAAUGAUCAAUCAAUGAUCUGUCAGGACGCCUGUAGACCCA